AUGUGGACAUUUUUCAUAGUAGUAAUAGGAUUACAUGGAUUUCCAUGGGAGGCGCUCCUUCUCAGUGCUCGGUGUUGAAGUCCUAUGCCACAAUGGCCGUGUAUUAAAAAAUAUAGUGAGCUCUUUAGUAGUUUUGGGCAUCACAGACACGCUCUGAAUGAACCGAGUGAUCUAGGUAGGCAGCUUAGUAGGUUUUGAAACACCGCCGAUGUCUAUGCAGGGACGGCUGUCUGGGCUAACAGGAUCCGAGUGGGAUUAUUUAUCUCUCGCAACCGAGCAGCACUCUCUGGACCAAAUCCUGGCUUUUGUCAGAAUUGCCAGGCAUGCGGAUCAGGCUGCAGGGCUCUGGCCAUGCGGCCCGUCUCCUCUCCGAGCUCAACCGCUGCCGUCUGUCUCGCCUCCUGUGUGACGUCAUCCUCCAGGUCGGGGGACGUUCCUUCCCGGCUCACCGUGUAGUAUUAGCAUGCUCUUGCACGCACUUUAACAGCCUCUUCUCCAGAGGUUCCCGCAACCAGGAUGGCGUUCCCACCACCUUCUCUUUGGACUUUGUCUCCGCCGCCAAUCUGGAGAAGGUGUUGACUUUCAUCUACACGGGUGAGAUUUUCACAGACUUGAUCAAUGUGGGAGUGCUUUAUGAGUUGGCGGAAAGGCUCGGCGUGAAGGAGUUGGUGAGCGCUUGCCAUGCCACCUUUCCUGACCUGCAGAGCUCCAGCUCUAGAGACCCGGUGGCCGAUGGGGAUGCGGAAAGUGAUAUGGCGUCCGCCAACGCAGUGGCUGCGUCCGUUUGCUCAUCCUCCGCAGCAUCCUGCUCCUCGCUGUCUUCUUCAGCCGCUCCCACACCUGUAACUCCAUCUCCGGUUUCUCAAGGCAGGAACGGCAGGUUGAAUCGCUCCCACUUGGCCACCCAGUCGCCGAAAAACGAAGACAUCCAGGUACAUUUGGGUUACAACCAGCAGGUGACCAACAAGUUGAGUCCUUCAGACAGUAACCAUUCUACAGAUGCUCUUCCUGGCCUUGUUUUGCAGCUCAAGACUGAGCAGGAGGAUGAAGGAGAAAAUGGAGGAAGUAACUCAGUGGACCAGCUUGUUGUUAAUGGUAGCAAAUCAACAUUUGGGACUCAGGAACCAUGUUCCAUCCCCGAUUCUUCAGCCCAGCUUGGAGGAGAAACCUGCGCCCCUUCGUCGUCCUCCAGUGACCCUUUGGACAGUUUGCAGCUUGGGGCUGUUACAGGACCAAUCAAAGAUUCCGAUUUUUUUGAGGAAGAUCAUGCUAGAAAGAGGCACCGCCUACAGGAGGAGCAUACGGAAAGUGGCGAUCAGUGGCGAGCGCUUUCAGAGGACAUAAUCGAACUGAGCGACGAGGAGGAGCACUUCAUUGUGGAGGAAGAGGAUGACGAGGAAUUGAUGUGCAUUGAGAACGGUGAAAACGGGGCAUCUCUUGGCCAAUUGGCAUCAUCGCAGCCAUGCAAAUCGUGCGGGAUGCUGCUUCCGGUGGAAAACGGCAUCAUACGAACUCAUGCUGAGACGCACCUCUCGGAAACGGGUUCAUGUCUAGUUUGUGGAGCCUCUUUCUCGGACCGUGCUGCUGGUGUCGCACACGCCCUCACACACGUGGGCAUCUUGCUCUUCUCCUGCGACGUUUGUGAGCACCAGUUCCGGACUGAGUCUGCAUUGAUUCACCAUAGGCGUCAGUCAGCAGCCAAAUGCGUCCCUCAAAAUCCUGACCAACUGAACGGAGACUCCCAACGGCAAGGAGGGGAACUGCAGUGCACCAUUUGUGCUAAAUCCAUGACAAAUGAUUUUAAAGCGGUCAGGGACCAUGUUCAGAGCCACGCAUGCCUGAGGACAUUACGCUGUGGAGUAUGCCAGCUGUCUCAGCCCUCUCGAUGCGCCCUCCUGUGGCACACACUGACACACCUUUUUCCUAUUUACACUUGUCCACAAUGCGCCAACCCCUUCCUAGAGAGUGCACUGCUGGAGAGACACCUGUCUGUACACUCAGAGGAAGGAGCAUCAGCGAAACAGGGCGACGGCAGUCCGGAAACCGGCGGAGAAGGCCAGGCCGAGCUGCGCUGCUUCCUGUGUCCGCAAACCUUCCCCUCAGAAACCGCGUUUCAUUACCAUCUCAGCGUGCAUUCGAACGAGCUCCAGGGCAGCCAGGUAUGGCCAGCCAAGCGCAAGGCGGACCAGCUCAUCGAGUACUCCUCAUCCUCCUCCUCACCUUUGGAGGCGAGCGGCUCGGGUAAAGCUGGAUUCAACUUGAGUGUGGGAUUCAACCUGCAGGACAAAAUGGCUCACGGGGGCGUCCCGUUUCCAGCUGGACUCGUACUGAAUGGCAACUCCAGUGCUGGCACGGGGCUUAGGGAAAAAUUGUAUCGCUGCCGGUACUGCGGCAAGCAUUUCGCUCACUCGGGCGAGUUCACCUACCACCUCCGCAUCCACACAGGCGAGAAGCCCUACCAGUGCAAAGUAUGCCUGCGCUUUUUCCGUGGCCGAUCCACCAUGAUCUGCCACCUAAAGACGCAUUCAGGCGCCCUCAUGUACCGCUGCACCGUCUGCGGACUGUUUUUCUCCACACUUAAAAUGGUUUCCUCGCACAUGGAGCUCCACAAAGACCAGCUGCCGCCCGAUUUCAACAUCGAGGAGACCUUCAUGUAUAACGACCACUCUAAAGAGCCCGUCCCCAACCUGGACACCUGAACAACAACGUCGCCCUCCGAAUGCUCCGUCACACUGUGUGCCCACGUUUAAGUUGUUGAGGACAAGUGACCGUAGACUUAGAAUGUAAUGAAGUGUUUAAUGUGAUCGUCUUUGUGUUGGUGUCUACAGAUAAAUUUUUUAAAGACUGAAACUUUAUUUUAAAAAUGUAGUGCUGAUACUUGACCACUUGAUGGCAAGAGAGACUGAGCAAAGUUACACUGCCGAUCAAAUGUUUGGACACACCUCCUCAUUUUUUAUCAUUUUUUUAAACAGUUUAGAAUAAUAAUAGUCAUUAAAGCUAUGGAAUAAAAAAAUAAACAUAUCAUAACUAUCUUAUAUUGUAGCUUCUUCAAAUAUUUGCCAAGAACGUCAUAAAGGUGCAGUGUUUGAACACUUUUUAUUCACUAUCUGGUCCAACUCGUUCAUUUAAAAUGACAAAUUUUGAAGAAAUUCAUUCAGUUAUUUUUGUCUUUUUCAGCCAUUUAAGUAAAAGCAUUUAGAUCAGAACAAAUUCAGCCAAAUAUGUCCAAACAUUUGUGUUGUAGUGUUUUAAUAACCAAGUCAUUUUUAACGGGACGUUGUUCCAAGUGCUGAUGUGCGAUUACCUCCAUACUCUCUUCCGGCAACUCUAUCACAAUAAGCUAAAGGUCUGUGGUUAUUCUAAAGAAGCACAAAGUAACCUUUGUUCUUACAGGACACAAGUGCAAGUUGAGAAUAAACCAAGACUUUGUUUCUAUGUUUUCUGAUAAAUAAAGCAGUGCUCUAGGUCAAGGAUAUAAAUAAAAUGGUCCUUUUUUAAAAAUAAAGGUACUUUUCUUUUACAGAAUAGUUGUUAUUUUUAUAGUCGUGUAGUGUAUCACUUGAUGUAGACUAAAUUAGAAAUAGUUAUGAGAUGCAGUAUCAUAUAGUUUGUAUGUUGUGCAUAAAGCAAAACACUUCAAACGUCGUUCAAUCAUUAGGAAAAUGAUGAAAAGAGAAGCGAUUCAGACUGAGGUGCUAGUAUAUCAGCCAGUUCAUACGGCAGGGUUCAUCUUCACUCAGCACAUAGCAGAGUAUUUUGUGCAAAUGGUAUUGUCAUGACUAAAAACAGUUCUUUUCUGAAAGCUGUGAUGUUCUUCUGUACCAUUUUCCCAGCAGUUAUAUGACUUUUUAUUCAGCACAUUUCUUUCUUAUGUGGGACAUUGUUCAUUUAAAUAAUGUUUUUGUUCACAUCAAAAUCGAUUUGGCACACCGGUUUAAUAGAUGUCAUUGGUCAAACCACAAAACUGCUGGGACAUUGUGGUUGUUAUAGCUUUAUUUGCAAUGUACCACAGAAAAAUACUGGCUCAAGAGAAUGGCCUUAUAAAUUGCCUAGUUUUAUCAACUACUUCUUUAAUCAAUCAGUUUUAUUUUUAGGAAGAAAAUGCAUAUUAUCAACCGAUGUUGUGAUUAUAAACCACAGAAAUCAUUGAUGUUGAACAUGUGAUAGGGAAUGUCAUUUUCACAUUUUAUUUUCAACAUGAAACAGUUGCCUUAUAUCACUUCAGUGUUAUUUAUAUAAUUUAUAUAUAUCAAGUGUCAUGAUCAUAAAUCUGUUCUCUUUUACUACAGCUGUACUUGUCUUCUGAAUAAAAACGGUACUUACAAAACCA
Megalobrama amblycephala (Wuchang bream) is the source of this 4330-nucleotide messenger RNA. RefSeq names its product zinc finger and BTB domain-containing protein 39. Lineage: Eukaryota; Metazoa; Chordata; Actinopteri; Cypriniformes; Xenocyprididae. The record is from RefSeq and is a predicted model, not a curated record. Bases 324 to 2699 code for a protein of 791 amino acids. Gene Ontology annotation, molecular function: protein binding. Gene Ontology annotation, biological process: negative regulation of transcription by RNA polymerase II; regulation of cytokine production; regulation of immune system process. The transcript is spliced from 3 exons.